AUGUCAACUCCAGCUUCGUCUUCUAGCAGUGUGACCGAAGAAAAACAGGCUCCCACUUUAGCUGAACUGGUUAGAAAGUAUGAUACGGAAAAUCUUAUCGAAUUUUUGAAGGAGCAGAAAGACUUGCAACUUGACGAAACUCAUUUCGAAAUCUUACGCAAUGAGAUCACCGGACGCACAUUCCUCAAAUUGACCAAGGAAGAAUUCAUGCAAGAUGGGUUGAAGAGAGGGCCUGCUACGACUCUUGCCGACUAUGCCAAGGAAAUCAAGGAGAAAAAAUUGAGGGCGUUUUCAUCGUACCGCAGUCUAAGAGAAGUGUUAUUAAGAUAUGACCUCGAUAGUGAUGGUACAGAAUCCAUCCCGCUAUUUACCCUUCCAACCUAUGAGAUUCAAGACAAUGAUAAGCAUUUUGCGCAUUGUAUGGCCGAGAUUUUAGUCCGACUGAAAAAUUACGGGACCUUACUCGUCGAUAGCUUGGAAAGUAUGCGGAAUGAAUACGUCGUGGCUUUACUACAUUCUGCCCUCCAUAUCGUACGAGAUGACACACAAAAGGAGUUUAAUAUGAGACCGCAACAUGAAAUCACGGGAGAAAAAAGUACAGGCCGAGUCGAUUACGCAAUCAAGGAAACCGAGGAUUUGAUUUGCAUCACUGAGGAUAAACAGCACAAAGUCCCAAUGGGGUACGCGCAAAAUAUUGCGCAAUUGGAGAGCUCGUUCGAAACAAACAAGAAAAAACGAAAAGCCAGUGAGGCAUUUGACGACGACUUUGAUUACCUAUAUGGUAUCGUUACAACAGGUAAAUAUGGAAUUUUAAUCGUAUUUUUAAUGAUUACAUCUCUCAAAAUUAUCCAUAAAUUCUAG
Molecule: messenger RNA, 861 nt
Organism: Paraglomus occultum
Lineage: Eukaryota; Fungi; Glomeromycota; Glomeromycetes; Paraglomerales; Paraglomeraceae
Source: the annotation of a GenBank genome assembly